AUGCCGACUCUAGACGUGAGCGAGUUGAAUAUAGUUGUUUCUGUUCUCGGUGCUUUUACUGUAAUCUACGGCCUGGUAGCCGUUAAGUUAAAGGGGGUGUGGUACCUCGGGGAGGCAUUGCCGGCGGUUCUUACUGGUAUGAUCCUAGGACCUAUCGCGGCAAGGUUCUUGGACGCCAAACGAUGGGGAUCGGCUACCCCAGGCCAACAAGAUGCGAUAACCCUCGGUAUUAUGAGAGUGAUGAUUGGUAUUCAACUGGUUAUUGCAGGAUACCAACUCCCAGCGAGAUAUCUCCAACUCCACCGUAAAGCGAUAAUCGUCUGCCUUGUCCCUAUCAUGGCAUUAAUGUGGUUGGCAACCUCUAUUUGCGUGCUUGCGACGAUCCCGAAGAUAUCCUUGCUCGCCGCUCUUGUUAUGGGCGCGUGCGUUACCUCUACGGACCCGAUUCUCUCCCAAGCCGUCGCCAAGGGCCCAUUUGCCGACAAGUAUGUCGCGCGACCUCUCCGAGAGAUCAUCUCAGCCGAGGCUGGUGCUAACGAUGGUUUUGCCUCGCCAUUUCUAAUGCUUGCUGUCAACCUCCUACGCCUUACGGAGAACCGAGAGGAAAAGCUCGUCGAGCGCGGCCGAGGCGUGGGCGAAGAUACGCGCGAUGUGGGCAUCGCGCUAGGCAACUGGGUCAUCGAAACUCUUAUCUAUAUUGUGUUGUUGGCUAUUGUAUACGGGGCUGUUACGGGGUACUGUGCUAGAAUGGGGAUUAGAUUCUCACUCUAUCGGAGAUGGAUCGAUUCGGAAAGCUACCUGCUUUUCCCGACGGCCUUGGGACUGUUUAUUGUUGGAACCUGCGGAGCAAUUGGUACUAGUGACCUUCUUGCAUGCUUCGUUGCAGGCUGCGCGUUAAAUUGGGACGGGCAGUUCCUCGCAGAGACAGAACGCCGCCACGACGAAGUCAAUUCGUGCAUCGAUGUUAUGUUGAAUUUCGGCGGCUUCAUGUAUCUUGGCAUUGCGAUGCCUUGGGGGGAAUUCCAUCAGCCCGCUACUACUGGCAUUACCUAUCCUCGUCUUUUUGGUCUUGGCGUCCUGGUUCUCUUAUUUAGACGGAUACCUGCCUUGCUUCUUACAUAUAAGACCAUGCCGGCGGUCAUAAAGAACUGGCGAGAAGCACUAUUCAUGGGGUAUUUUGGCCCAAUAGGUGUUGGAGCUGUGUACUAUCUCCAACAUACCCGGUUGUUAUUCCCGAAGGAAAAGGCAGCCAGUCCGCGGGAGCGAGAACUCCUCGAUGCAAUAUGUCCAGUGGUAUACUUCCUCGUCUUCUUCUCGAUCGUAGUACACGGUCUAUCCAUACCAAUUCUCAGCGUCAUUUAUAAAUACUUCAACGUCCGGCCAAUCACCGAAGAUGCCGUUGAGAUUAGGCGGAGAAGCAUCUACAUGGCGACCCCCGUAAACGCCUUAGCAGGCGACCAUGAUACGUUCAUCGUCUACAACCGAUUCUUCCGUCCUCUUGUAAACAUGGCGACACUUCCAAUUUCGCGCUCUCGUAAUCGUAGCGACACCGAUAGCGUCUCGACCGAGGCCGAAGAGGAAAAAAAGCGCUCUCAAGCGAUUAACCUAAGUAGGAUGAUAACGACAUAG
Molecule: messenger RNA, 1629 nt
Organism: Daldinia caldariorum
Lineage: Eukaryota; Fungi; Ascomycota; Sordariomycetes; Xylariales; Hypoxylaceae
Product: Cation/H+ exchanger
Exons: 6
Coding region: 1-1629 (542 amino acids)
Biological process (GO): proton export across plasma membrane; regulation of membrane potential; sodium ion export across plasma membrane
Cellular component (GO): plasma membrane
Molecular function (GO): sodium:proton antiporter activity
Source: RefSeq, a predicted model, not a curated record